This is a messenger RNA of Cucurbita moschata (crookneck pumpkin), 865 nucleotides long. RefSeq lists its product as uncharacterized. Lineage: Eukaryota; Viridiplantae; Streptophyta; Magnoliopsida; Cucurbitales; Cucurbitaceae. The transcript is spliced from 2 exons. The record is from RefSeq and is a predicted model, not a curated record. The coding region runs from base 237 to 671 and encodes 144 amino acids.
AAAGUUUUCAUCUCACGAUGCCUGAAAAAUUAAAUUAAGGAAAACCCAAAAAUGGCACCGCCUCAUCCGUCCACGUGAAGCAUCAAGAUCGAUGCAGUUGUCGAAUCACUGUCCCGCUUCCAAGUUAUUGCCUCGCCUUCUCAUAUCUUCCAUCCUCCCAGCCCCAUCCCCAUCGCCGAAACUCACAACUUUUUCUGUGGUUCUGCAGGCGUAAACUUGAACACACAUCCCAUCCAAUGGCAGAUUGGGGGCCGGUGAUUAUAGCGGUGGUGCUGUUCGUGCUCCUCAGUCCGGGGCUGCUGUUUCAGAUCCCAGCCAGAGGAAGGGUGGUUGAGUUUGGGAACAUGCAGACAAGCGGGGCUUCCAUUUUAGUCCACGCCAUCAUCUACUUCGGCCUCAUCACCAUCUUCCUCGUCGCCAUCGGCGUCCACAUCUGUAAACUUGAACACACAUCCCAUCCAAUGGCAGAUUGGGGGCCGGUGAUUAUAGCGGUGGUGCUGUUCGUGCUCCUCAGUCCGGGGCUGCUGUUUCAGAUCCCAGCCAGAGGAAGGGUGGUUGAGUUUGGGAACAUGCAGACAAGCGGGGCUUCCAUUUUAGUCCACGCCAUCAUCUACUUCGGCCUCAUCACCAUCUUCCUCGUCGCCAUCGGCGUCCACAUCUACACUGGCUAAAUCUCUGUUUUCCAUUUCAUCUCUCCGCUUAAAUUUAUGUCGCUAUUACUGUGUUUCUUUCUUAACUUCUCCAUUUUACGGAUUAUUGUUGUGAGACUUGUGCUAUUACUGUAUCAUUGGAGUUUCAGCGAUUACGGUGAAGAGUCUGUAAAUUUGGUUUGCUUUCGAAACGCGGUCCUUAAAUUCACUGCUUA